UAUCUCUUGGUAGUCUAGAUGGAUUGAGGCAUGAGUCAAACUCGGACAGGGAAACAUUGAUUUUUGGCAGGUGUGUGAACAGUGAAGAGAAUGAGGCAGACUCUCGACCAACAGUAAAACCACGACAGAAGCUCGGGAUCUCUUUGGAUUGCGCAGUGCCUCCUCACCUCGUUGAACGGAUUCAUUAAAGUGGCCCUGGACCUACUUCUGGACUCCAUCUCGUCAUUACUCGCAAUAUGAAUAGUCGCGAUUCCACGGCCACGGUCCAACCCCAUCAGGACGAAGGUGCCAAGUCCAAGAAGCCCUCAGAUAGUGCCUUCAAGCAACAACGUUUGCCCGCGUGGCAACCCAUUUUAACGGCGGGUACGGUCUUGCCCACUUUUUUCGUCAUUGGCGUGGCCUUCAUUCCCAUUGGGAUCGGCGUGUUAUGGUGCUCAGAUAAUGUGAAGGAAGCCAAACAGGAUUAUACUGAAUGCGUUUCCAUUGGCGACGUUUCGGGUCGAACUUGUGCAGAUUACAUCAAGGAUAAUCAGACCACGGCGGAAUGUCAUUGUCGAGUGGACAUCAACAUUGCAGAGGAUUGGGAGGGUGAAGUAUAUAUGUAUUAUGGACUGACCAACUUUUACCAAAAUCACCGUCGUUAUGUCAAAUCUCGGGACGACAGCCAGCUUUUGGGCAAUGUUCUGAGCGACCCAACCACCGAGUGCAGUCCUUUCGACAAAGAUCCCAGUGGAAACAAAUACGUCCCUUGUGGCGCCAUUGCUAACAGCUUAUUUUCAGAUGUCAUCAAAUUGAACUAUAUACCAUCGGAAGACUCUACGCCUAUUGAGGUUGGCCUCAUUCGGAAAGGAAUUGCUUGGGAAUCUGACAAGGAAUACAAGUUCAAAAACCCAGAUCUGGGAGAUAAGUCUUGGGAGCAAUAUUUUCAGGAUAACCAAUUAGUUUCACCCAAGGAUUGGGGCCGAGAAUUGUGGGAAUUGGAUCCGGAAGAUGAGAGCAACAAUGGUCUUCAAAACGAGGAUCUUAUCAUUUGGAUGAGAACUGCGGCCUUGCCCAACUUCCGGAAGUUGUAUCGGAAAAUCAAUCACACAGACACGUUCGCCAAUGGUCUGCCUAAGGGAACCUAUCGCUUCGACAUCACUUACCGGUUUGAGGUGACCUCGUUCAGUGGGACAAAAACUGUCAUCUUGUCCACGACUUCGAUUCUGGGGGGCAAGAACCCUUUCUUGGGCAUCGCUUACAUCACCGUUGGUUCUAUUUGUCUCAUUAUGGGCGUGGUAUUUCUCUUCAUCCACGUCAAGUGUGGCAAACAAACAUCGGAAAUGCUGAAUAUCAGUGCCCGAACGCCUUAUCAUCAUUCUCGCUGAGUGGUGCAGGCGAUUGUGGAUCUGGAUAUUGUCCACGAAAAUGUGAAAGUCCUUUCUCACGUCUCAGAGCUUUAUCGACACGCACCCUUAAUAUUAUACCUUCGUUAUUCAGUCAGACCUAUUAUAUGUCCCACAAAUCACAUACCGAGUAAUUUCAACCACAAAUCACUACUUGGCUUUGUUUCAUUCCAUAUUUGUUAUCCAUCCAGAGAUCACUCGCAACAACUGAUGCAUCUUGUACUUACAGGCGCCUUGAAAAAGGGAUUCGAAGUAUCAGUAUGACGCCCAUCGGUGAUUCAUUCAGCUCUUGAAUAGAAGUGAUUCAUUGCUUGAAAUGACAUAAUUCAUGAAUAAAGAAUAAUAAUUUCGUAAAA
Molecule: messenger RNA, 1741 nt
Organism: Tigriopus californicus
Lineage: Eukaryota; Metazoa; Arthropoda; Copepoda; Harpacticoida; Harpacticidae
Gene: CDC50
Product: cell cycle control protein 50A-like
Exons: 8
Coding region: 237-1367 (376 amino acids)
Cellular component (GO): plasma membrane; Golgi apparatus; endoplasmic reticulum
Source: RefSeq, a predicted model, not a curated record